UUUUCAAACUUAAUGAAUUUUUAUUCUGAAACAAACUUCAAUCCAAACUUCGAUACAACAGACUCAAUGCCGCAUACCUCAAGUUCUUUUUUGACAUGCAACACGACUGAUUUAGAUAAAGAAGCGGUUAAUCCUGUUUCCUCAAAGGCACUCAGCAGUUCUGGUAGUAGUAAUCAAAAUGUUUGUGCACAUUGUGGCUUUGAAAUUUACGAACCAAUAUCCUCAAAAGAUAAAGCUCCAGUUAUGAUUACAAAUUUACCACAUCUUCCAUUACAUGACGCUGCUUUAAUGAAUAAAAAAGAUGACAAUGUUAAAUUGUUUCGAUCACAUGAUGAGGAUACUUCUGAAUGGAUAUUUUGUGAUAUUUGCCGUAAAUGGUUUCAUGCAAAUUGUGUAGAUAUUCAGCAAUAUGAGAUGCCAUUAAUUGACAAAUACCAUUGCCCAAGUUGCCGAUUUGAACAUGGAGAUAGUAUAAUGAAGGUAAAGAGGCUUUUCCAUCGUUAUGUAUUUGAUGACGAGUCACAACGUGCUUUACCUAUUCAAAUUGGGACGGAAGCUUGGACACACAAUUUUAAGAAUGAAUAUAGAAAAAUUCCAGAAGUUACAUGUGAAAUGAUUGAUCUCUAUGAUGAUGGACGUCAAUUAAUGCAAAAUUUCAAUUUUUUGUCAAAAUGGACCAAACCUAUAAAAGUUAAAAACUGUAAAGGUCUCGGCCUUCGAAUGCCCGAUGAUCCAUAUUUUGAUAUUUUGGAUGUCAUUAAACUACUUGUCGACGAAAAUCCAACAUGGCAAAAACACUUUGGUAGAGCAAAUGAAUCAGAUCAUCAACAUGAAAGUUCAAGACCUUACGUUGAGAAUUUCUGUCUGUUGGGGAUGCGAGGGAGUUACACUGAUUUUCACAUUGAUUUUGGCGGUUCUUCUGUUUGGUAUCACGUUUUUAGGGGCUCAAAAAUUUUCUUUAUUGCCCCUCCUACACCUGAGAAUUUACAAGCUUUUCUUAAUUGGCAAAAUGAUAAAGAGCGAUCGGAAAAGUUUUUUGGUGAUCUUUUACCAAAUGGUGGAAAAAUAUAUCGUUUGGAGGUUGGUGAACGAGAGACAUUAUUACUUCCAAGCGGUUGGAUACACAGUGUUUAUACUCCUGAGGACUCGAUUGUAUUCGGCGGUAAUUUCUUGCAUUCGUUAAACGUUGAUUUGCAAUUGAGUCAAUCACCGCAAAUUAAUUUUGUUUUUCAUCAAUUUAGGGUUUAUGAUAUAGAACUUGCUGUUGAGACUGACGAACGCUUUAAAUUUCCUUUUUUUGAAUUAUGUAAUAUUUAUGCAGCUAAGAGUUUUGCCGAAUCAAUAAAAGAAUGUGGUCAACUCGCAGAUCAAUUCCAAAUUGAUGUCGCUACUUUACUUCUUGAAAAAUGUAGCAAAUGGAUUCAAGAAGCGGACAAAUUUUCAAUAUUCAAGGGAACAUUGAAACAGUUGGAAAAACAACUUGAACGGCAAACGAAUCUUCAACGGCGAAUAAAGGCUCAUAAUCCAGCAAUUAAUUCAACAAAUAUGCCUGCAAUUUCCCCAUCUUCCCAGUGUUCACCUUUAAGACAACCAGAACUCGAGAUUCAAGAUUUGGACAGCAGUUGGGAUCAGGAUGAUGUAGAUGAUUGUAAUGAACAAGAAGAUGAUUUUGAGACUAUUGCUGAUGAUUCUGAUAAUAACUCUGAUUCUAGAACAGAAACUGGAAAGGAAUUAUCUGUAAGUCAGCAACCUUCGACUUCUGCCAAUAAUGUGAAUGGCUUAGUGGAUGCUGUUUCUGAUAUUGAUUCUGAAGGCCAUAUUCGUCUAAAAAUCAAGCUACCCUGUUGGCAUCAAAAGCCUGACAAUGAGAAGAAACAAGUUAAUAAUAAUGUUAUUGCGGAUGAAGAUGAGGCAGAUAUUGGUGCAAUGUUUAGUGGUAGAUCAAUUCAUGGGCGUCAGAUUCGUCCAACUUCUCGGAUUUCAACAUUAGGAGGAAUUACCAUGGAUGAUCAGAAAGGUGAUGUCUUCGAUUUUGUCCCUGGAACUGCUUCUAUUACCUCUAAAAAUGUUGGCCAUAAAGAUUUCAUAUCCUCAUUUGCUCUUAAAGAGCGCCCACAAAUGCACUUUACUGAUAAAGCUGGUUAUUAUUUUGUAUAUUUUUUUACAUAUAAAAAUAUUUUAGCCGAGAAAAACUACAAAAAUGAAUUAUUUUUGCCUUUAAACAAGCAAAAAAGAAAGAAAAUGAAUGCAAAUAGCUCUAACAUUGAUUUUUUCCCAAACGACUUAUUUACUUCAACUUCAAGUACCUCAUCAAAUAAAGAAGAUUCUGUGAUACAAAAGAAACCAAAGAAAACUUCAGCAAUUAAUUCUCGUGAACGUCUAGCAAAGAAAUUAGGGUUAAUGCGUAAGAAGUAAAUCUCAUUUUGUAUUUUUUGUUCUGCACU
Meloidogyne enterolobii is the source of this 2444-nucleotide messenger RNA. NCBI's taxonomy places the organism in Eukaryota, Metazoa, Nematoda, Chromadorea, Rhabditida, Meloidogynidae. The record is from the annotation of a GenBank genome assembly.